AUGAAUCGUACAAGCACUAGUUUGCUUGAUCUACCCAAUGAGAUAUUACUUAUUAUUCUGAAUAAUUUGAACAAUAUGGAUGUUCUCUAUUCACUAAUAGGUAUUGGUAUUGAACGAGUUGACCUUCUAGCACAAGAUAAAAUUUUCACUAACACUCUCAAUUUUGUAUCAACUGAUACUGAUGGUAUCUGUUCAAUUAAUGAUUCAAUACUUGAUCGAUUUUAUAUCCAUAUAUUACCAAAAAUUCAUUACAAUGUUAAAUGUCUUGUUGAAUCAAUGACCAUGGAACGUAUUCUACUUUCUGGUGAUUAUCCAAAUCUUAAUCAUCUCAAAAUCUUCAAAUUCAAUCAAGAUAUUGUUUCACAUUAUUUUACAGUACAUAAUUCGAAUUCACUACCUAAUUUGAAAUGUUUCUCAUUGACAAUUGGUGUUUUAACUUAUGAAUAUGACACUCAAGUUAUACCUCUUCUUCGUCGCAUGUGUAAUAUCGAAGAAUUAACCUUGUAUCUUUGUAUUGAGGGUCGAGCUAGAUUUGUCGAUGGUACUCAACUUCAUAAUGAAAUUCUUAUUUAUAUGGCACGACUUCAUACAUUCAACUUUUAUAUCAGAACCACUGCUCAAAUCGAUCAUUCUGUUCCUUAUUUAUCAAAUGAAGAUAUUCAAAAAACGUUUACUAACGUAGGAUAUGAACAAGCGGAUUGCAUUCUACGCUAUUCCAACACUGCCCCCCUCACUGUGUGUCAUAUAUUCUCACUUCCAUUCGCAUUCGAUCGUCUCGAAAUGGUUAGCAAUAAAUUUCCCAAUGUUAUAUUCAAUAAUGUUACUUUCUUAUGGGUACAAGACUCAGUUCCAUUCAACCACGAAUUUUUCGUUCGGAUUGCUCAAUCUUUUCCAUUGUUGAAAUCUUUACGUAUUGUGAAUUUUGAACCACAGACAUCCAAAUCUGCUCAAUUGAAAUCUGAAAAUAAUCAAUCAUAUUCGGUCGUGGAAUAUCCUUAUAUUACAACACUUGAGAUUAUGUAUGUUCACACUGAUUAUAUUGAGCAGCUUUUGGAUGCAUCAAAGACACGUUUACCUCGUUUGACCGUAUUAAAAAUCAAAUAUUAUAAAUUGAAAACUGCGACAGAAAACUUUACAAGAGAUGCAAUGCGACUCAAUUGCAUGAAUGUGCAAAAGCUAUCUAUUAAAGAAGAAGAAGAAGAGGAAGAAGAAGAAGGGUCAAUAAUAUAUCCAAAAGAUUUUUACGUUUAUUUUCCUCUGUUGUAA
This is a messenger RNA of Didymodactylos carnosus, 1266 nucleotides long. Lineage: Eukaryota; Metazoa; Rotifera; Eurotatoria; Philodinida; Philodinidae. The record is from the annotation of a GenBank genome assembly.